AUGAACUCUACUAUCACAGCAAAGGUUCCCAACUACGCCGAAACAGAUCCUGUGUCUCUCAGAUGGAUCAAUGAUCGCAUAUUUGCCAUUUCCGGUAUUGAUCAGGAGAUUCUAGAGACUUAUCAAGCCGAGGACCAAGCAAGAAGUUUUAGCAAGCCUCAAAGUCCUAACGAUCGCCGUGCUGCACGGAGAGCUCGUCGUGAGAGUGCUCACGAGGCCAUUUUCUUCACUGGUCUAGCAUCCAGCCAGAACGGACAGACCAAAAAGAAGCCCGAGUCUGAUGAGAGCACCGGCCAACUUGCAAGCGAAACACAUGAGGAUUCUUCGUUCAAUCGCCCUGCAACCACUUCUUUCAAUGGCAAUGGGGACAAUACUGCAUCGGACGUCGAUGAUCCUGAAAAGGAUGACGAUGCUGAUGACGAUGACCACAUCUCGAACAACUUUCAGCCUCUGCCUCGAGGCAUUACCUUGUCAAAACGAGGUGGCACCGUAAAACGAAGACGACGCGGUGGUGCUCAGUCAGCAUCACGACAGCCUUCUCGCGAGCCUUCGCCAGAACUACCUCUUCUGGCACCAGAGGAGGACAUUGUCAGUGAUGAUGACCUACCGUCCCCCUUCACCGAUGAGAUAUUCGAAGAUCCCAACCUGCCAGACGAUGAAGCGCAAGCUUUGUAUAACAAACUCUUCGAGCCAAUGACACAACCAGACGUCUUUAUUGGGCCUUUAACCAAAUUUCUGCCAGGCCAACGAUCUACGGACAACUUAUAUGUACUGGCCGCCAACACGGCAGCAGCAUUGCGUGCGUGGCAGGACGAAUAUCUCGAGCUUGAAAAGAUUACUGCUCCACAUGCCGCCAUUCCUCGUAAGGCUGCAACUGGCCAACGCAACCCGAUUGACCCUAUGAUAUAUGAGGAUCAGAAAGAAGCUGAGUUGUAUGAUUAUGUGUUUGAUGCGAAGAAAGUCGGCAUGCAAGAUCCUAUCGCCCAGAAAGUCGUUAGAGAUGCUUCUGGCAGAGAAUUACGUACUCGUCAACCUCGUGGCCAGGCCAACAAAGAGGCUUCCGCAGCUGCUGCGGCUGUUCCUCCGGAAGAGAUUGUCACUGGCAGACGGGCUCGGAAACCGGUCGCCAAGUAUGAUGGUGUUGUUUCCACUGAUCAAGUCAUGGGAAGGAAGAGAGGUGCAAAUGCCAUGAGCGAGACCCCUGAAGCGGAUGAACCUAUGGCAAAGCGAGGCAAAACAGCUACACGGGGCGGAAGAGGAGGGCGGGGCGGUCGCGGAGGUCGAGGCGGCAGAGGUGGGCGUGGUGGCGGACGAGGUGGUUUGGUUGCAAAGCGUCUGCAAGAGCUUCGUGAAGAGAGUGCUGCAGUAUCGGCCACAACAUCAGAAGAUGAGAUGUCAGGCUCAGACGCAGGCAGUGUGCCGCCAGAUACGCGAGAGAACAGUCCUGUACUCGAACUUCAACCUGCAACGGAGACAACCACGCCAGGACUAGCAGACGAAUCGCAGAUUGAUCCGCAGAGCGAAGACGGGCCAUCGCUUACGGCUAGUGGGAAGAAAAAGGGACGACCAAAAGGUAGUAAGAAUCACCACAAAAGAUCAGAUGCUGGCAUCCCGAAAGGCCCUCGCGUACCAAAAGCCCAGAGCAAUGGUACACCAGGUAUUGGAAGCGUCAAUGCUGACAUGCCGGCGAGCGCAGAGACGAGCCUUACGCCUGGAUCCAUCGAUACAACCCCUGUUGCACCAGCCACAGCAGGAGGAGCUCCAAUCGACCCCAAGCGCAAAGUCCCUCGUAGUGAGAAGCGAUCGAAAAGUAUGGUUGAAUGGUGGGCUCGUCGCAAGGCCAAAGAAGCAGAGGACAAGGCCCGUGAGGCAGAAGCACAGGCUGCUGAGCGCCAUCGUGCCGCUGAAGCUCACGCGCGGUACAUGUCGCAGCAUGGCGGUUUGAUUGCUGCACAACAAGCCCAGCAGCAGCAGCAACAUCAGCAUCAACACCCACAACAUCAGCAGUUUGGUGGCUAUACAGGGCCCUAUCCACCCACAGGCGUUCUACCUCCCCCAGGACCACCUCAACAGUUGCCACAACAUGUACCGCAACACUGGGGAUCUGGCUUUGCACUGCCUGGUCUCCAGGGUCCUGGCGGUCUAGUAUGGCAUCAACCUGUUCAUCAUCCGGGCCAAGGUCUACCUCCAAUGCAACAGCAACCUCCACCGUCUCAGCAACAACAGCCAGGUCCACCACCAGGUGGGCCACAAGGACCUGAAGGGCAUCGAAGGGAUCAACAUGGAUUUGUUAGAAGCUUUUGA
Molecule: messenger RNA, 2304 nt
Organism: Aureobasidium melanogenum CBS 110374
Lineage: Eukaryota; Fungi; Ascomycota; Dothideomycetes; Dothideales; Saccotheciaceae
Exons: 1
Coding region: 1-2304 (767 amino acids)
Source: RefSeq, a predicted model, not a curated record